UUCACCAUCCUUCGUCCAUAUAAUACUUCGGUGAUGGCGUCCCCCCAUGUUUUCCCUUCUUUUUUCUCUUCCAAUUUUCCAACCUCCUCCUCCUCCCCUAACUACUCCUCAUCUUUCUACUUUUCCCCUUUUUAUUUGUUUGGCCAUUUUCCGAGCAAAAGCGUGCUUUAAACCCAAAACUCAUUUAUUUUUCCCCUUACAGCAACAUUUACAUUAUUUCCAUGUUUUCACUUUUUUCUUUUAUUCUGAUCGGCCAAUUAAUUUUUGUCGUUAAUUCUAACCAAUUGAGGCAUUCAUUGGCCAAUAAACAAUUUAUUGACCAAUUAACUGAAGGAUCCUAUGAGAUUAUUCACCCCUUUCAAUUGCGCGAAAAAUCAAGAGAAAGAAUGGGAAUCGAUACAAGAGAACAUUUUUUAAACACAACACCAAUUCAACAUUUUCGACAAGUUAGCUUUGUUUUGAGGAGCAGUGUUUUACUUAAUCAAAGAUUGAGAAUAGCUUUAAAUUUAAAUGAACAUUUGUUGGGUGGAGGGGAAAAUAAAAAUGAGGCACAGUUAAUUGAUAAAACAGUAAUACAAUCUGAACAAGGUAUGGAAGUGAUUAGGCUUUCGGAUGUUGAGAAUUGUUUUUACCAGGGCACAGUUAUUGGAGAGCCAGGGUCAAUGGUCACUCUGUCAACUUGUGACGGCCUUUGGGGAUUGCUAGCAUUUGCAAAUGGAAGUGCUUUGGGAAUUUGGCCGUUAGAAGGGGGAGAUAAAGGGAAAAGACAUCCUCAUGUACUCUUUCGAGUUUUUGGGAAUGGAACAGAAUGUGGAAGGGAUAGUAAUGAUAUUGAAGGACAACAACAAGAAAAAUUUAUCAAAAGAAGACGAAAAAGGACAAAAAAAUUUAGAGGGAAGAGGAGAAGUGGAGGAGAAGAAAAUUUGAGACGUUUAAGGCAACAAAGAUUAUUUUUGGAUAUUGCUUUGCUUGUUAAUAAAGAAAUGCAAUAUUUAUUCAAUAUUGGCCAACCAAAAUUAUUAGAAUAUUCAUUAAAUGCUUUAAAUAUUGCUGAUUUAAUAUUUAAAAAAGGAUUAAAUAUUAGAAUUUCUUUAAAUUAUUUUUCUUUAAUUGAGAAUUUAAAUAAAAAUAAUUCCAAUCAAUUACUCGAUGAUUUACUUGAUUUUACAAUUAAUAAAUUAUAUAAAGAAGAGAAAGAUGUAACAAUAUAUUUAACUAAUUUAAAUAAACAACAACAAAAUAAUGCUUUAAAUGUAGAUAAUAGUGUUUGUAGUGGGAGGGCUGUUGGCUUUACUCAGAUAUUUAAUUUAUAUGGACCACAAACAGCAGCAUUAUCAUUUGCUCAUUCUUUGGGUCAUAUACUUGGUUUAGAACAUGAUUUGGCUGAAUGUGGUUGUGAUAUGGAAGAGUGUAUUAUGAGUGGUAGUAAGGGUCAAUUUGACCAUUUUCCUUGGCAUUUUUCUGCUUGUUCUUCAGCAAGACUUGAAAGAAAACGUUCUGCUGAUCCAAAAAUGGAAUGUCUUUUAAAAUCUAGUAAUUUAUUUUCACAAUUUUCUCCGUCUUUUCUUUGUGGAAAUGGACAAGUAGAUCAAGGAGAGGAGUGUGAUUGUGGAAGGCGGGAUCAAUGUACUGACCCUUGUUGUGAUCCUUUUACUUGUAGACUGCGGCCACACGCCAAUUGUGCUGCACAUGAGGAAUGUUGCCAUCGUUGUCAUGUUCGUCCAUCCGGACAUUUAUGUCGACCAACCCGUUCAAUUUGUGAUGUAGCGGAAAGAUGUGAUGGAAAAAGUGGUGAAUGCCCGCCUGAUAGUCAUUUACUCGAUGGGACACAUUGUGGAUUGGGAAAUAAUGGGCAAUGUUGGCAGGGGGAUUGUGUGGAUAGUGAUGAACAAUGUAGAGAGAUUUGGGGAAAAGGCUCUCGAGUAGCAGAAUCACUUUGUUUUAGUAAAAACGGACAUGCUUUAGAAUAUGGGAAUUGUGGGCGUGAUACCGAGGGAAAGUUUGUAGAGUGUGCACCCGAAAACGAGAGGUGUGGAUUGCUUCAAUGCCAUGAAGGAUCAGCAAGUCCAACAAUACCUAACGCUACAGCUUUUGCUUUCCAAUUUGUACAAGAAGAACGUCAAGUUCAGUGCAAGGUCGUCACAAAUUCUCCUCUUGGCUUUGUUAAAGAUGGAACUUCCUGCGGUGAAGGACGUGUUUGCAUUAGAACUGUUUGCCUUCCACUUGCUCAAGUCUCUCCAUCUGUCAAGUGCCCAAGCAGUGGUUCUAAUAUUUCUCAAUGUUCUGGACAUGGGGUAAAAAUUAUUAUUGAAAAUUUUAUUUAA
Meloidogyne enterolobii is the source of this 2324-nucleotide messenger RNA. The record is from the annotation of a GenBank genome assembly. Lineage: Eukaryota; Metazoa; Nematoda; Chromadorea; Rhabditida; Meloidogynidae.